Molecule: messenger RNA, 4276 nt
Organism: Tachysurus vachellii
Lineage: Eukaryota; Metazoa; Chordata; Actinopteri; Siluriformes; Bagridae
Gene: vps39
Product: VPS39 subunit of HOPS complex
Exons: 24
Coding region: 531-3161 (876 amino acids)
Biological process (GO): endosomal vesicle fusion; intracellular protein transport; vesicle-mediated transport
Cellular component (GO): membrane; cytoplasm
Molecular function (GO): protein binding
Source: RefSeq, a predicted model, not a curated record
CCCGGAAGCUCGGAUUGUUGUUUUUUUUUUUCGCGAGCAGUUAGCUAGCUGGAUAAUGAACUGUCAACGCUGACACUUGACAGUCUGACAGGCUUGUUUUUAAUUUGUAGAAACCAUCUGUUAAAUCCGAGGCGAACACAGACAACGUUGUGUCAAAAGAUAUGGGAUGAAGUAGGUUAUUUCGCUGAAGCAAUGUGUUCUAAGCAGAGUUUGUUGACAUGGAGAUGUAGAACAGGCUGAUAGCAGCUAACUCACUCGCCGUUAACGCUUAUCAAGUCCCUCACGUCUUUUAAACAAACAGGAAACACGGGACGAUGGACGAUCUGAACACAAACCACUUAAACUAAAGUCUGCUAAGUUGUUUACCGUGUUUUGUUUAGCUAUCUUGUUAGAUUUAUUUUGGGUUUAUUUACUAGCUCUCCAGUGAGCAGACGCUAACAGCACUAACGUAGCUAGUUCUCAACGGUUGUUAUUACUUUGUCAUUUGUUGAGGUUAAAUAUUAUUAAACAGUGUUAUACAAGUCGUUAUAAUGCAUGACGCAUAUGAGCCCGUUCCUAUUUUGGAGAAACUGCCCCUCCAGAUCGACUGCCUGGCAGCUUGGGAGGAUUGGCUCCUGGUGGGGACUAAACCAGGUCAUCUCCUCCUCUACAGAAUUAAGAAGGAUGCAGGCACUAACAGAUUUGAGGUAACACUAGAGAAAUCCAACAAGAACUUCUCCAAGAAGAUCCAGCAGCUCUAUGUUGUAUCCCAGUACAAGAUUUUGGUCAGUCUCCUGGAGAAUAAUAUCCAUGUCCAUGACUUGCUCACGUUUCAGCAGAUCACUGUGGUGUCAAAGGCCAAGGGUGCAACACUCUUUGCCUGUGACCUGCAGCAGCCCAGUUCGGGUGAAGCUAAGUUGCGGUUGUGCGUUGCAGUCAAGAAAAAGCUUCAGCUGUAUUACUGGAAGGACAGGGAGUUCCAUGAAUUACAGGGAGAUUUUGCAGUUCCUGAUAUUCCGAAGUCCAUGGCUUGGUGUGAAAAUUCCAUAUGUGUGGGUUUCAAGCGAGACUACUAUUUGAUCCGGAUGGACGGACGUGGUUCAAUUAAAGAGCUGUUCCCAACAGGGAAGCAACUGGAGCCACUGGUUGCCCCACUGGCUGAUGGGAAAGUAGCUGUGGGUCAGGAUGACCUCACUGUUGUCUUGAAUGAGGAAGGAACCUGCACACAGAAAUGUGCCCUCAACUGGACUGACAUCCCAGUGGCAAUGGAGCACCAGCCUCCUUACAUUAUAGCUGUGCUGCCACGCUAUGUGGAGAUUCGCACCUUUGAACCAAGGUUGUUGGUACAGAGUGUGGAGUUGCAGAGGCCACGCUUCAUCACCUCGGCAGGGCCCAAUACUGUGUAUGUUGCCAGCAACCAUUUUGUCUGGCGACUUGUGCCAGUGUCCAUAGCAAGCCAGAUUCGGCAGCUUCUACAGGACAAACAGUUUGAGCUGGCUCUUCAGCUAGCGAAGAUGAAGGAUGAUGCAGACGGUGAUAAGAAACAACAGAUUCACCAUAUUCAGAAUUUGUAUGCCUUUAAUCUCUUCUGUCAGAAGCGUUUUGAUGACUCUAUGCAGGUGUUUGCCAAGCUGGGGACAGAUCCAACUCAUGUGAUUGGGCUAUACCCAGACCUCCUACCCUCUGACUAUCGUAAACAGCUGCAUUACCCCAAUCCUUUGCCCACACUCUCUGGAGUAGAACUGGAGAGGGCUCACUUGGCUCUCAUUGACUACCUAACGCAGAAACGCAGUCAUUUGGUGAAGCAGCUGAAUGACUCUGACCCUUCCACCACAUCCCCGCUCAUGGAGGGCACUCCUACAAUCAAAAGCCGCAAGAAGCUUCUUCAGAUCAUAGACACCACCCUGCUCAAAUGCUACCUCCAUACCAAUGUGGCCUUGGUGUCACCCCUUCUGCGUCUAGAAAACAAUCACUGUCAUGUAGAGGAGAGUGAGUAUGUGUUGAAGAAGGCCCACAAGUACAGUGAGCUCAUCAUCCUUUAUGAGAAGAAGGGCUUACAUCAGAAAGCCCUGCAGGUUCUGCUGGAUCAGUCUACUAAAGCCAACUCUCCUCUUAAGGGUCAUGAGAGGACUGUGCAGUAUCUCCAGAGACUGGGCACAGAGAAUCUGGGUAUUAUCUUUGAGUUUUCUCCAUGGGUGCUGAAGAUUUGUCCAGAGGAUGGGCUUAAGAUUUUUACAGAAGACCUUACGGAGGUAGAAAUGCUUCCCAGAGACAAGGUGCUAGACUUCCUGAAGGAGGGUUUUAAGGAACUAGCUGUGCCAUAUCUGGAGCACAUUAUCUAUGUGUGGGAGGAAACAGGCUUCGAGUUCCACAACGUGCUGAUCCAGCUCUACCUGGAGAGAGUACAAGUGCUGAUGAAAGAGUAUCUCAACUCACUGCCUGAGGGAGUCCCAGCUGUGGCUGCAGGGAAGGAGGAAGGAGAACUUGGAGAGUUACGAAACAAGCUGUUGUCUUUCCUAGAUAUUUCAAGAUACUACGAGCCAGAGAUUCUCAUCAGUGACUUUCCAUUCGAUGGGCUGUUGGAGGAGCGAGCUCUGCUUCUGGGCCGCAUGGGAAAACACGAGCAGGCACUCUUCAUAUAUGUGCACAUACUGAAGGACACAUACAUGGCUGAAGAGUAUUGUCGCAGACAUUAUGACAAAUCAUCAGAUGGAAAUAAAGACGUGUAUCUGUCUCUCUUGCGCAUGUACCUGUCUCCUCCAGACGCACACUGUCUGGGUCCUAUUAAGAUGGAGCUGUCUGAGCCCCAGGCUAAUCUUCAGGCUGCCCUGCAGGUUCUUGAGCUGCACCACAGCAAGCUCAACACUACUAAGGCUAUAAACCUGCUUCCAGCAAACACUCAAAUCAAAGAGAUCCGUGUGUUUCUCGAGAGUGUGUUGGAGGAGAAAGCCCAGAGGAAACGAUUCGACCAGGUUCUCAAGAGUCUGCUGCAGGCGGAGUUCCUCCGGGUACAAGAAGAGCGAAUCUUUCAUCAGCAGGUAAAGUGUGUCAUUACUGAGGAGAAGACCUGCCGGGUGUGUAAGAAGAAGAUUGGAAACAGUGCCUUUGCCAGGUAUCCAAAUGGUGUGGUGGUCCACUAUUUUUGCUGUAAGGACCGUGGUGUGUGUCCCUCAGAGCAGUGAGAUGUCUCAGCUGGAUAUACUCCUUACACACCUCUAACUAUUCUUAAGAUUUUUACAUAAGGCGUUUUACUGCACAAAUGAAGGACAUGCCAGUCUGUGUCUUAAAAAUAAUUCAUAAGGAUUUUGGCACAGUGAAGCCACCUGUGGCCAUGAUGAAAAGUUACGGUACUUUGGACUAAUGACUUAUGUCCUGCACAUGGAUAUGGAUGUAGACAUUUUUACAGUGAAGUCAUGAUGGCUAUUGCACUUCAGCUUUGAAGACAACAAACACAUACUGUAGAAUUAUACUUUCUUGUGAGAAAUAACCAAAAUGUCUCUCAUCCAUUGCUAUUUUAUUUACUUCUGUUAUUUUGAAGCAUGUUUCUGUCCAGCUUUGUCAUAGGCCUUGUGUGUAAAAAUAAAGAAUACUAGUGUUAACCCUGUCUCUGUUCUAGCCCAUUUCCACCAGACUGUUUCGCUGGGUCACUUUACGUACACACUCUGUUUCACUGUAUCUGCUUCAUGAUGCUCUGAGUGCUGAAAGGAAUGCAGACACUGAUGAAUCUUUCUUUCACUGAUGGUAUCUCGCACACUGCCAUUUUUGUUCUGAUUAUAUGUUGUUUGUUCUGAACUUAAUAAGAGUGGAGAUGUAACUUUUUAUGCAAAGUGCAGCAGACCCUUUUCAAAUCUUUAUCUUAACAGGCUUAUUAAUGAUGCUAUUAGCCUUCUGAUUACAGCUGCAUGGCACUUUUUUCUGCUACUUCCUCUUUAAUUUAUUCUCACUAAUGCAAGAAAGCUACUGCACUACUGACUGAAGUGGAUCAUUACACAUUGAUGUUGCUAUAAAUGCUGAUAAUCUCACAUAUGGAGGAGUCCUAAAGGGGUGUCAGUACUUCUGCUUGUUAUAAUGUGUGCUUGAACGUGUUACAUUUCAUUUGUCACUAUCUCUCUUUCCUCUGUUGUUAUGAUCAACCAUGACCUUGACUGUUGCUACAGUAUAUGGAGGAAUAGACAGUUACUUUUGUUUCAAGGCUGUGCACCAUAGAAGGUGUGCUUGAGUUUAAAGAAUGAAUAAAUUGUAUUUUAAUUAUGAAUGAAGUGUUACAGCUAAUAAACCUGUAUCAUGUCGUGUGCAA